Molecule: messenger RNA, 1713 nt
Organism: Prinia subflava (tawny-flanked prinia)
Lineage: Eukaryota; Metazoa; Chordata; Aves; Passeriformes; Cisticolidae
Gene: MEA1
Product: male-enhanced antigen 1
Biological process (GO): spermatogenesis
Source: RefSeq, a predicted model, not a curated record
AUGCAAUUCCAGCUGAACCAGACACUGCUAGAACAGCCCCCGAGCCCCGCCCCUCACAGCACGAACUCUCCGGGCCGCUCAGCAGCUCCUCUGCCCGGCUCCGGACACGCUCCAGCGCCGUUGCCCGCCCCUCCCGGCCCGAGCCCCUCCGUGCCGCCCGCGGGCCCGGCUGAGGGCACCGGGCGGGCCCCGCGCCCCGGCCCUCACGGAGGGGCCCGGCGGUGCCUGCCGGCCUCACGCUGCCCCAGCCCGGGCACGGCCCCGCCGGCUCCCGCGCCCCAGCGGCCCCAGCCCGUACCUGUACCCGUACAAGGAGCUCCGACAGCCCCGCUCCGCCAGCAGCUCCGCCGCUCUCUGGGACUUGUAGUGCGGCGCGGCCCCGCCCGGGUCCGCGGGCGCCCCCCGCGCCGGAGCGCCGCGGCCCCGACGGGCCCUUCCGCGGUGCCGGGCCCCGGCCCCCCUCAGGGGCGGCUCCCCGGGCUCCCCGCCCCGCCGGGCCCGGCCCCGGCCCACACCGAGAGGGCCACGCUCGAUGCCGACGCUCGGUGGCACCGGCGGCGCGUGCCGGCGGCGGCGCCCGCCUCGGGACUACAACUCCCACAGUGCCCCGCGGCGGCCGCGGCACCGCCUCGGGACUACAACUCCCAUAGUGCCCCGCGGCGGCGGCGGCAGUUCCGGGCGGCGGCGGCGGCGGCAGCGCCUCGGCGCCGCGCCCGGUGUGCGGUGGUGCGGAGCAUGGGCCCCGAGCGCGUCUGUCCGCGGGAGCCCGGGCCGCCGGAGGGCCCUGACGGCGCGGCGGGGUGGAGCGGCGAUGAGGAGGAGGAGGAGGAGGAGGAGGAAGGCGGCGGGUACUUGUAUCAGCCGCUGAGCCAGGAACCGGAGCAGGGCCCCGGCGAGGCGGGCCCCGGCCUGCAGGAGCGGCUGCAGAUGCUGCGGCUGCACCUGCCCGACCCGCCGGUGGACAGCGAGGAGGAGAGCGAGGAGGAGGCGGCGGACGGCGCCACGGCUGCGAGCAGCCGCAGCUCCAUCCCCAUGGACGCAGAGCACGUGGAGCUGGUGAAGAGGACCAUGGCCGGCGUGAAGCUGCCCACGCUGGGCAUCCCUGCCUGGGCCAGCCAGAUCUCGGAGGAGCAGUGGAAGGACGUGGUGCAGCGCACGCUGCAAGCGCGGCAGAGCCUCGGCGGGCCCCGGCCGCAGUGGGAUUGAGCGCGGAGCUGCGAGCCACGGCCCUCCCUCCGCCCUGCAAGCGCCCACCGCCUCCGAGGCGGGCGCUGACAGGACUUGCCAGUAUCAACCUUCCCCUUUGUCCCACUGCCAUUGUCUGAUUGUCCUUCCCGCUCCUUUUUCUUGGUUCUGGCUGGUGCCUCAGUCCAUGUGAUGAGCGUGUGGUGGAUCUGAGGAGGCAGAUUGGUUCCGUGCCUGGAUGGAUACGGGGCGAGGGGGCUGGCUCUGCCCACAUCCCCUCAGCACAAACACUGGACUCGGCCCCGUGCUGGCAGUACCCACGAGUCACUCUCCAGGCUAGGGCCCCUCCUCUCAGGAUAGGGUCUGGGUGUUGGAAUAUCACCAAUGGAGCAAGAUGUGUCAUUCCAAGAGAUUGGUUUUAUUUAGUUCUGUACAUACAGGGACAUCUGUACAAAAUCCAACACUUUCAUACUAUUAUGUAAUGCUCUACUGAAAAUAAAGUACACCAUAUGUACAUAUGAACUGUAA